Phaedon cochleariae (mustard beetle) is the source of this 1117-nucleotide messenger RNA. Lineage: Eukaryota; Metazoa; Arthropoda; Insecta; Coleoptera; Chrysomelidae. The record is from the annotation of a GenBank genome assembly.
ACAUGAUUCCUGUUAGCCUGUUCUCCUUCAUUUUAGUGACACAGCUUUCUGCCCUCAAUACUGAAGGAUGUGAUUCCUUCAAUAACACGCUAGUAAGAGGCCUUCGUACAUAACGUAUAUCAAGAUUUCGUGGUGAACGGGUGUCUCGAACCCGAGGAAUUCGAGAUCACAAAGGCGGUGAUCAGUGGAAAGAUAUCGCGGCUGGGCACGGAUUCGAUAAAUAAUCUGCCGAAGCUGAAGUGGAUCAUGAUCAGUAAGGAGGACCUGGAGAUCCUCGAGCCGCGAGCUUUCAGGAAUCUGCCCAGCCUCAGAACGAUAGAUAUUACGCAGACCAACCUCAAAGAGAUACCGAAAGAUGUUUCCAACUCGAUUUCCAGCAUAACAUAUAUGUGGAUGUCCAGAAACAAGAUCGACUUCAUAGAGAGUGGAGCUUUCACCAAUCUAGAGUCGUUACAAAUAAUCGGGUUGAGCGAGAACGCGCUAUCAUAUUGGAACAGAGAAUGUUUUGAAAACUGCACCAAUUUACGAACCAUAAAUUUCAAUAACAACAAAAGCUCCGUGAUCCCGAUAAGAGCUUUCGCAGCGCUACCAAGACUCGAUAUAAUCUCACUUGACGAUUACGAGAUCACCACCAUUCAACUAGACGCUGUCCAAAACUUGGAAAAUCUCAGCUAUUUGGGCUUGUUCCACAACAGACUGACGGUGAUCGACAAGCGAGCAUUUCCGAAUGACAUGCACAUCGAUUAUCUGAACAUCCAAUGCAAUUAUCCCAAUUAUCUCCCAGACAAGUUCCUGAAAAAAUUUUCCGUCAAAAAUAUCUCAUUGGACUCAUAUAACCCCUGGAAAUGUCCAUGCUUGCAGAGGAUACAUGACUGGCUGUACUUCACUAAUGCAUACCUCCAGUUUUAGCUUCAUUGCAAAUCACCCUACGCCUCGACAUGCGCAGUUCCUCAAGGUUAUUCGUUAACAUGCCAAGAAUAUGUCGACGAAGAGUUGACACGUAGGUAUAUCAGGGUUUUGAAUAAUUUAGAAUUGGGGUAUCAUUGUGCCAGAUUGGAUUAGGAAAUUUGUAAUCUAUGCAUACACUGCGACAUAAUAAAUGUAUUGUGCCUUCUUC